CAGGAUGGGGCGGGCCCGGCUGUGUUCUCUCCUUUUCCUCCCCCUCGUGUUCUUCGUAGUGCCCGUCCUCGCGUUUAAAUUAAACGUGCCCAAAGCGUUACUGCCCUUCAGUCGGGAGCUGCGGGUCCCUUUUGUGCUGGAGGCUGAGGGGGGCUGUUACUCCUGGUAUUCCACGCAUAACGAUAUAGUCACUGUUGAGUCCAUUUAUGAGAAUGGUACCAUUUGUUCCCAAAAAGCGUUGCUCUCUGCUCGGUCUUCACAAGCUACAAAGCUAAGCAGUGUUGUGAUAGCUGAGGAACGUGUGACAGGCCAUUUACUCCGCUGUGAUGUUAUUGUUGAUGUGAUAAACAGUAUUGAAAUUGUCUCCCGAACUCGGGAAAUCUAUGUGGAAGAUUCUCCUCUGGAGUUGGCUGUGAGAGCUCUGGAUGUUGAAGGAAACACAUUCAGUAGCUUGUCAGGAAUGACUUUUGAAUGGAGCAUUGCAAAGGAUGAUGACAUCGAAAGUUUAGAACUGUCAAACAAAGUAAGCAUUUUAAAAUACUCGGAAGCUGACUACUCUCCACCAGACUACAUAGUUGAGAUGGAAAAAGCAGAAAAACAAGGAGACAGGAUUCUGGUGUCAGGAAUCAAAACUGGUGCAGCAGUCAUAAAAGUCCGAAUGCAAGAAUCAACCUACAAGAAAGUGGCUGCUGCCUCGAUACGUUUGCUGGUUCUAGAGAAUAUACUCCUGAUACCGUCUCACGAUGUUUACCUCCUGGUUGGAGCAUAUAUAAAAUACCAAGUAGCAAAACUGGUCCGGGGGAAGAUGACAGAUUUAGAAUUUCCUCUUGAACAUUACGACCUUGAACUUCGCGAUCAAGUAAUUGGGCCUGGUGGCUCUGACCUUCUGCCGGUGGUCAGCCUGGAGGUGAAGACAGCCAUUGUGAGAGCAGUGCAGUUAGGACAGAGCACUCUUGCCUUUGUUCAUAAAAAUGCUCACAUGCAAGCUGUAUCUGGACUUCCUAAUUCCACUAUCUAUGUCGUAGAAGCUGGAUUUUUAGGUUUCACUGUCUAUCCAGGAGACAGAUGGAUCCUGGAAGUGCAGCGAGAGUAUGUGAUCACUGUAGAAGUUUAUGAUAGAGACAGCACUAAAGUUUAUUUAUCUGAUAAUCUCCGAAUAAUUCACCACUUCUCUAAGGUGUAUUUUGAAGAGCUAAUAUCUUCUCGUAAUGGGUCUUACCAUAUAGUUCAAGUCCUAAAAGAUGGCAUCACAGGGAUAAAAGCUGAAUUGGUUUCUGUUCUUCAACAGGAUGGCUCUCAGGCUUACUUACCUGUACCAGUCAGCCACGAACAGGAGGUGAAGAUUUACCUUCCCAUCAAACUGUCACCUUCUCUCCUUGCGUUUCCACACCAUCCCACGGAUGUCCUGUAUCGAUACAACCUUCAGGUAGAAGGAGGCAGUGGCAAUUUCUCAUGGAUUUCCUCCAACCAGACUGUGGUCACGGUCACCAUAAAAGGCGUAGUGACCGGAGGCUUGGCCCAGGGGCACUGCACUGUGCAGGCCAGAGAUGUACAGAACCCCUUUCAUUACGGAGAAAUACAGGGAAGUCUCUUUUCUGGGCAGAUUAUUGUGUAUGUGGAACAGCUGGCAAAGGUGGAACUUUUGCCGUUUCGUGCAGACAUUGAGAUUGGCCAAAUUUUGGAAGCUCCUCUCAAGAUGUAUUUCACGGAGAGGGAAACAAGGCAGAACAUUGCUUUCACUGAUUGUUCCCUCUUACCUUUGGAUAUAAGCAUGGAAAAGCAAGGAGUAUUUGCCCUUGCUGAAGAAGGUAAUCAGAAGCCUGGACAGACAUUCUGCUCCAGCUUCCAGUUAGAAGCAAAGUCUGUGGGACAUACGUUACUGACAGCAAGCAUUACUGUACACCAAGAGCAUUUUGAAACAAGUGCAGUGUUUGCUGCUUAUGAACCUCUCAAGGCUGUCAACCCAGUAGAGAUGGCUUUAGUGACCUGGCAAGCAGCAAAGGAGAUGGUAUUUGAAGGUGGGCCAGGACCGUGGGUUUUGGAACCAUCUCGUUUCUUUUCGGAACUAACUGUGGAGCAUAAAGAGAAAAUUGAAGUUGUACAAGUCCGAUUUCCAACCAAAAGGAAGCUGAACCAGUACGUGUAUCAGGUUGUAUGCCUGCAGCUGGGGGAGCAGGUGCUCACGUUCCAAGUAGGUAACCGGCCAGGGCUCCUGAACCCUGCUCCUGCCGUGGAGGCGAUCCAGGUGACCUUCAUCUGUGCUCAUCCCGCCAGUAUGUCUGUGACCCCCAUGUAUGAAGCAGCUACUGGUAUCCAACCUUGUCCAUUGCCGCAGCAGAGCAAACAGCUAAUCCCCGUAUCCAGUGUGAGGAGUACGGUUCUGGAGCUAGCUGUGUUUGAUCAUCAGCGGCGGAAGUUUGACAACUUCAGUUCUCUGGUGCUCGAGUGGAAAUCGUUCAAUGAAACCCUUGCGCACUUUUCUGAUGCUAGAACCGUGAAGAUGGUAGCGAAGGAUGAUGGGACUGGGCAGACCCAGCUGCACGGACAUCAGCUUCUAGAAGUGCACCAAAUUAAAGGUACUGUUUUUGUUGGAGUCAGCUUUGUGAAGUACACAAUACAAGGUGGCCCAAAAGAAGUGUCUAACUUGCUUACCUCUGCUUCUGUGGAGUUUUUAUUGGUAGAGGAUGUGACUGUUGUGCCAGAUAAUGCCACUAUAUAUAAUCAUCCUGCUGUGAAGGAGCUAUUUGAUCUAGUGGAAGGAUCUGGAUACUUUCUGGUCAACAGCAGUGAGGGUGGAAUAGUAAACAUGAAGUAUCGGGAGGCAGAAAGUGCCAUCGAGGUCACCCCUCUGCAGCCUGGAUUUUUAAGCCUGGAAAUUUAUGAUCUCUGUUUGGCAUUGUUGGAACCGGUUACUGCCUAUCUGCAUGUGUCUGACAUGUAUGAGGUGGAAGUGGAUCUCACUGAUAAGCUUGAGAUUGGCAAAUCUGUCAUUGUUACUGUUCAAGUCCUGGGUUUUCAGCGACUUCCCUUGCAGAGUAAAUACUUCAAGUACAUGAAGCUGGAGCUGCAAGCAGCAUCACCUAUUGUUACACUUGCGCAAAUGAAAGAAGUGGGAGAAUAUUCUGAACUGCACGUACUUCAGGCUGUUGCCGCAGGCCAGACUACUUUGGUAGCUACAGCCUGGGACAAGAUGGGAAGAAGAAUUACUUCUGCUCCUCGGAAAGUUGAGGUCUUUCCUCCAUUUAAACUGAUUCCAAAGAAAAUUACUCUUAUUCCACACAACAUGGUGCAAGUGAUGUCAGAAGGUGGUCCCCAGCCGCAGUCCAGCAUCCACUUCUCUGUCACUAACUCCUCCGUCGCUGAGGUUAACCGACUUGGACAAGUCACGGCAAGAACAGUAGGAACAACCACGAUACAAGGCGCUAUCCGGGUGGUUAGUGAAGACACGGGAGGAGUUACUGUUUUUCCACAGGAUCAAAUGGAAUUAGAAGUAGUUCAGUUAAAAGCAGUAAGAAUUCAUGUACCUGCUACAAGACUUAUAACAGGCACCGAGAUGCCAGUCUUCGUCGUGGGGCUGAACAACAUGCUGACUCCAUUUUCCUUCAGUAAUGCUAACCCAGAACUGCGAUUUCAGUGGUCAGUGAGCAAAAGAGAUGUUCUAGACCUUCUUCCUCGACACAUGAAGGUUUCCAUCCAGCUCCAGUCAGACAAUAAUGUUGCCAUGGUUGUGCACACAAAAUCAGCAGGUAGAACCAGUAUUAAGGUGAUGGUGCAGUGUCUGAAUGCAUCUGCUGGGCAGUUUGAAGGAAACGUGACCGAACUAUCAGAUGAAGUGCAAAUCCUGGUAUUUGAUAAGCUGUCACUAUUCUCUCCCUCGUUUUCCACUGAGCAAAUUUUAAUGUCCACGAAUUCUCAACUCAAGCUGUACACAAACAGGGAAGGGGCUGCAUUUGUGAGCUUCCAAAUCUUGCAGUGUUACCCCAACUCUUCCAUCCUCGAGGAACACGAUCAAGGUGUCCUGAGAGCUGGACCCAUCACAGGCAUUGCAGUGUUGGAAGUGACUUCUCUAGAGCUCUUUGGAGUCAAUCAGACAACCGUAAUGGGCAUCCGGGUUGCACCCAUUUCCUAUUUAAGGAUAAACAUUAGUCCCAAAAUCUACACAGCUGGUGGCAUGUCCUUGGCUACAUUUCCCCUGGGGAUGUCCUUAACCAUUACAGUUGAGUUCUACAACAGCAUCGGGGAGAAGUUCCAUGCCCAGAACGCCCAGCUGCGCUUAUCUGUGAACAGAGAUGACUUGCUACUCAUUAGACCUGCAAAUAAGAAUCACACGUACAUUGCUCAGGCUGUGAACAGAGGAGUGACGCUCUUGACUGUGCAGGACGAGAGGCACCCAGGCGUGGCUGACUACAUCCCAGUGCCUGUGGAACCUGCCAUCAAGCCAGAUCUCUCAAAGCCUGUGGCAGUAGGAGAUGUAAUCUGUUUCAGCUCACCCCUCGUAAACCAAGAAGGUUUGUACGCGUUUUUCUGUAGCCUCUGA
Messenger RNA from Cygnus atratus (black swan), 4537 nucleotides. It is a transcript of the gene NUP210L, whose product is annotated as nucleoporin 210 like. The coding region runs from base 5 to 4537 and encodes 1510 amino acids. Lineage: Eukaryota; Metazoa; Chordata; Aves; Anseriformes; Anatidae. Gene Ontology annotation, cellular component: nuclear pore. The record is from RefSeq and is a predicted model, not a curated record. The transcript is spliced from 32 exons.